UUCAUUUAUUGCAGAUUGUCUCAGGGACACUUAAUCCACUGCUGCACUCACACAGGCAGCAGUAGGUCAGAUAACAUCAGACAAAGACUAAGACUAAAACUGAGUAAUACACCAUGAAAUAUACAUUUCUAAGUUCAGCCAUACUUGUGCUCCUCUCCUCAGGUCUUUGCCAUGGAGCUGGUAUAAUCACCACUGACCUCCUUCGUGGGGCAGCUGGAGAGAGUGUGACUUUCACAACAUCUGUAAAACCAACAGCUGAACCAUUUCUGGCACUGAUUUGGAGCGUCAAUGGUACCACCAAUGUAAUAACUUCAACCAGUGUGGACAUAGUGGGACAAGGCUAUGAGAACAGGAUCACUCUGGAUAAAACUACUGGAUCUCUGGUACUGAGAAAUCUGACAGAAAAAGACAGUGGGGAGUAUGAAUUAAUCAUCAUCCCAAAUGGAGCAGGGCAGAUUCCGGGAACUGCUAAGCUGGAGGUUCAGACCAAAGUGUCAAGACCCACCAUGGCCUGCCCCACAGAGAACUUAAUAGAAGGUAGAACCUCUGUGAACCUAACCUGCAAUGCUGAUGGCUUUGUGUCUACCAGAGUGUGGCUAAAAGACGGCAGACCUCUGGUUUCUGGAGGUAGAUUCAGCUUUCACGAUGGCAACAGAGUGUUAUCUAUCAACCCUGUGGACAGGACAGACACUGGAGUGUUUCUUUGUAAUGUCAGCAAUGCUUUCAGUUUUGAAUCGGCCAAAUGCAGACUUAUGGUGAAUUAUGGACCUGACAGACCAACCAUUGUUCAGAGACCAAUAGGAGCAGAACUUGAAGACCGUGUCACUCUUCACUGCUCUGCUGACUCGCUACCAAAAGCAACUUUCUUCUGGACAUUCAGAAACAUUAAGAUGUAUGGGCCUCUGUACUAUAUCCAUGAGAUGGAAGAUUGGCACCUGGGGAAAUACACGUGCACCGCCCGUAAUGCUAUUACUGGUUUGGAGGCCUCUGAUGUCCACAUACUACGUGACUCCUCUACUGCCAUCAGUGGUUCUAUGUCCAUGAUGGUUUGCACUGUCCUGACCUUGGUGGGACUCAUGUCUUUCUAAAGACUGCAUUUUUUCAUCAGUCAUUUAGAGCUAUGAAAACUGUGUAUUUUAGGCUCUCUCUCUUUAUUUAACAUUGCUGCUGUGUCUCAAAAUUUAUGUUCACAUAAAAUGAAUGAUGAGUGACAAAAAACGCCUUUGCAUCUGCUUUAGUCCCUACAGUAUUUUCAUCAUCUUCUUCAGUAAUAUACAGCUGUAACGUUCAUUACUGUGUUUAAAUAUGUUUAAUGACAUCAAGUAUACUUAAUUUCUUUUUUCAAUAAAGAGAGCAAGUACAAUUAGUCUCCACAGCAGCUGUGGUCUCAUGACUGUUGACUGGUCUCAUGACAGAUUCAACUUUAAUAAAUUAAUCUUGACACUACUUGACCUCUUCGGUGUUGUAUAACUGACCUGACACACUUUGUUCUUGUGUCAUUGAACCUUGACAGGUAUGAUAAAGUGCUUAAUGUUCUCUGACAGAUUGAUAAUGUCUUAUCAUACUGUCACUAUAAUAAACUUUCAUUAAAACUCUGU
This is a messenger RNA of Lates calcarifer (barramundi perch), 1598 nucleotides long. RefSeq names its product carcinoembryonic antigen-related cell adhesion molecule 20. NCBI's taxonomy places the organism in Eukaryota, Metazoa, Chordata, Actinopteri, Centropomidae. The coding region runs from base 114 to 1088 and encodes 324 amino acids. The transcript is spliced from 5 exons. The record is from RefSeq and is a predicted model, not a curated record.